AUGGUAUUGUGCUACAUUUGCAUUCAAUUUAGGCGUCUGAAGCGAAUGUCGCCGGGUUGUUCCCGUCUUUAUGAACUCCAACCAGACCCAUAUGAUGUCACUCAGCGACGAGCACUUCGAAUCUGUCUUUUUACUGAUGUGAAAAAUGCUUAUGAACUACGUAACAAAUUGCGGAGUGGUGAAAUUGAUGCAGCAAUGAUUCGCGCCGAGUUGGUGCUACAGCUCUUUGUCGUGCUUGCCGCAGCAAAUCGUGCCGUUCAUCAAGCUGCUCACAAUCGAUUGGCGACGCGAAGUCUCUCUGCCGAGCUCGUUUAUAGUCUCUCGCCGACCCGAAAUAUUUCGGACUCCUUAGUCACAUUUGGUAUCGCUGACACCAGCAAAAAUGUACUGGUGUGUAUAUUUGAUGACAAGGACGGUUCAGUGAUGAAGAAAUUGGCGAAGCAAAUUGAUGGUAAACCAGAGACGCUCGACAAACUGUCCAGCAUAAUGGACUUUGGCCUAAUUCAGAAGGUAAUCUUUAAAAUUACACGUUUUUUGGUUUGCAAACAGUACCGUAGAAAAAUGAAUCGCUGUAAGGUCCAUGGAGAUGAACAAGCUGUCUAA
Molecule: messenger RNA, 603 nt
Organism: Angiostrongylus costaricensis
Lineage: Eukaryota; Metazoa; Nematoda; Chromadorea; Rhabditida; Metastrongylidae
Source: the annotation of a GenBank genome assembly